AACCCUUACCGCAAUGGCGGUUGCAUUUAAAGCUUUGGACGCCCUUCAGAGGUAUUUGUCGCUUAUGCAUCGAGUUUCUAUGAAGUGAUGUCUAUUUUACGUGCGCUAUAGCUUCAGAAACUUCGCUGACAUAGUCUGCACUAAACUUAAUGCCCCGUGUUCGUCUGAAACAUCCCCUGUGAACACUUCGAAGCAAGAGCGUCACAGCUGUGAGCCCGGAGUAACAUCAAAAUGAAUCGCAACGAAUGCACGUCGUUGACGGAUAUGUCCUGAUCAGACCUGAUAUACGUCCAUCACGGUUGAGUGUUCGAACAAGGAUCACCAAUGGAUAGAAUAUAUGAAGCUCUUCGGCGUGAGCUUGCCACUAUGGGUUACAGCGAGUACCUCAGCGUUGACUCCGCACAACUGGUGGAGAGAUUGCUUGCAGAUUUCAAGGGAUGCAUUCGAGAAAACAGAGAUACAAAGACGGCGUUGCAAAGAGCUGAACAGGAAAAAAGUAAGAAGGAAGCACAGUUGUUGGCCUACCAAAGUGAAAAUGGGAAGGCGGUAGACGAGAUCAAUCGACUUCAUCAACAGCUGAUGCACAUGCGAGAAGGGCACAUAGAAAAAAUUAGAGAGAUCGAAGGAACGCUGAAGAAGGCACAGGAACAAGCUGCAGAUUUCGAAUUACUCAAAUCACAAUAUGUUAGACGGAUAUGCACGCUUGAAAAGGAAUCACAGCAGAAGGGUGAAAAGAUCCUGCAGCUUCAAACCAAAACCUUUGGCCAAGCUAUUAUUCAGACCACAGACAGGAAGAAAGUUCCGCUGCCACCAUCUCAAAAAAUGGAAAUCACUCGCUUGUUACCGCAGAAAGCAGUUGGAUUCCCAGUUCCUGUUACACAAAAGUCUCCAGACCCAGAGGCAUUGCAAGUUUUAGGGAUAGCUCAUACAAAGUUACAUAGGUUAGAACGGGAAAAACGCGACCUUCUCGACGCCCUCGAACACGCCAAGGUCGACACGGAAGUCUUGUCCAAUAGGGUUGAUGUGCGCGACAAAGAAAUUGAACGUCUCACCGUGCUUCUGAAAGGUGGACGUCCCGCGGAUGCAGUCUUGCUGGAAAACAAUCCGAGCAAGAUUGUAGAAGAACAGGCGGUCCCAAUGCAGGAGGGACUCUCUGUUGCAGAAACCAGAAUACCAAGAAAGAAAAUUGCUGAAAGUAGAACUCUUGGUCGAGUUCGGAAAGUAAAUACGGGGCAUCUGCAAAGAGGGGCACAAGAAGCACUCCAGGUUCAAAAGCAAAAACAGCAACUGAGCAAAGCUAGGAAAGAGCUUGCACAAAUGGAAGCCGUGAGUUCUGAAAACGAAAACCUCGAGAGGCAGAUCAGGGCCUUGAAGUCCGAGAGAGAUUCUCUGGUCGAUAAGUUACGGCAACUUACCACCAACGAGAAAGACCUCUUACUCGAGAUAGACAGGCUUUCUCGAUGCAGACCGUCGUCACCAGGUGGCCAGGCGACGGCUAUGAGUACGGCUACGUCCCACUUGCUGCCCCUUGUUAGAGAACUAGAAAAGGAAAGGGAUAAAUACAAAGAAGAGACUAUGCAUCUUCACGAUCUUAUCAAGAUGAGUGGAACCAGUGGUGUCAGCCCCCCACAAACAAAUGGAGACAGCCUUUCGUCUGAAGGUGCAAACAGUGUACACAUGGAUGCCCUCAGACAAGCUGUGCUUGAACGUGAUGAAUAUAGAGAAAAAUACUACAAAAAGUGCAAGGAACUCGAAGAACAAACUGUUCCAAAGCAGGUAUUGCCUGACAACAGAUAUAAUGAAGAAGCGCAGUCAUUUCUACGAGACUUGCAAAAUGAGGUCAUAACACUGAACAAAAAGCUCACAGAAGUGACCGCAGACCGUGACAAGUUCAUCAGGCUCUACUCUGAAGCAAGCAAUGCACAGAGGUCACAGCCACCUGGUGGCAGUCUUAGAAGCGAGGCGGACGGAUUACAACGUACCACAGAUCAGCAGGGCAUCGGUGCAAGAACACAAGACGACCUCGAAGCAGAAAUCAGCUCCCUCAAGGCUCAGCUCAGCGAAAGCGAACAGCAGUUUGCAGCGGCGAAGAUGACUUUGAAUUCGCAGAGAAUGCUGAUAGAGUCGCAAGAGAACGACAUGUACAGCUUGCGGAAGCGCGUUGACGAAGCCGAAGCAAAGUACAACGAGGUUACGAAGCAGACAGCUUUGCAGGGGAGCGUGCCGAGAAGAGGAAGCAGGUUCGACGGAGAGGCGGACACCGCGAUGGCUCGAGAUUCGGACACUGGCGGAAGAGCGCAAGAGAGCGGCGCGGUUGAAGUCGACAAGAUGGUGCAGUCGCUGAGAGAAAAAGACAGCCAAGUGCAAGCUGCCAAGGUGAAUAUUGCUACAAUGGAGUCUCACAUAAGUGGACUGCAGUCUGAAUUGCAAGACAAGGAACAUGAGGUGUACAGGCUACAACAAGAGGUCCAGACUCUGCAGAGAGAUCUUGCAACAGCAAAUACAAACAUCUCUAAGAUCAAGAACGAAAACGACAGGCUCAAUUCUAAUCUCUCGGUCAUGGCAAAGGAACACCAAGAUAUGACGAAUGAUCUCGAGAAUGCACGUCACCAAACGGAAGAUCUGAUGAGGCAGAUUCAAGAAUAUGUAACAGAAGUGGCUCGGGUUGAAGAAUUGCUGCGGCAUAAGGAUCAAGAAAGAGAGCAACUGCUGGAGCAGUACAAGAACCUGACUCUCGCCAACACAGAGCUAGAGACACACACACAAGAACUUGAGUCACGCAGCAGUAGCGCUGAGCUGCAGCUUCAAAAUCGAGACGUUGAACUGGAAGAGUAUCAAGAAGCAGUGCACAAUCUCAGAGCGGAGCUUGCACAACAUAUCACUAGAUCUGCUGAUUACGAUGACCAAGUAAAUGCGCUGCGAACAACAGUCAGCGCACUGAAAGGAGAACUAGAACAGAAAGAUAUGGAAAUCAGCCGCUUGCAACAUGAAGUCACGAACAGUACUCAAGCGCAGGAAGGGCUGAACGCUAGCGUCCGGCAGCUGCAAGAGAAACUCAGUUGGGAAGAGACAAGCAAGCAUAGGUUAGCUGGCCAAGUGCAGAAGCUAGAAGACGACCUUGCUCUGGCUAGAAGCGAAGCUGCGGCAGCGCGGUCAAACACUGCCAGUCUGGAAAGUCUGCUUACUGUGGCUCGUGAACGCGAAUGCCUUAGCGAGGCAAACUUCCAGCACCUUGCAAGCGAGUUGAAAAACUUGCAGGACCGUCAAAAUGCUACCUCUUCUGAAAGGGAAGCUCAGCAGCAAGAGAAUGCGUACUUGAGAGGUAAGCUGGUCGAAUUUGGACACGAAGUUGAACAACUUAAGCGGCAAGUUACGAACGAGAGGUUUGAAAGAGAAAAGACAAAAGAGGAGCUGCGGAACCUGCAGCAACAGGCAGCACGUGGUCUGAGUGGACAGCUCACUUUACACGCAAUAUCGGGGUCCCUGCGUACAACGAUGGAUUUCUGUCCGGAUGCUACCAGAACUGCCACAUUCAAUUCUCACAGCCGUCCUUACAGCGCUGCUCCCCCUGAUGGCCGUCCGACAACAUGACGCCCAUGCAUUCUUAGACACGUUUACAUUUUUUGUCCCUGUAUUUGUACUUAUGACGACGUACGUUCUCUGUACAUUAUUUUGUCACAAAGCCUCGCAAACUUUUUUGUACAGUACGGUUUUACACGGAUUUUAAAGAACACUUACGUUUUAAAGAAUGUGACGGAUAAACAAAAAGUACUUUU
Ornithodoros turicata is the source of this 3776-nucleotide messenger RNA. Its product is annotated as centrosomal protein of 135 kDa-like. The record is from RefSeq and is a predicted model, not a curated record. The transcript has 20 exons. NCBI's taxonomy places the organism in Eukaryota, Metazoa, Arthropoda, Arachnida, Ixodida, Argasidae. Bases 325 to 3591 code for a protein of 1088 amino acids.